This is a messenger RNA of Suillus subaureus, 822 nucleotides long. Its product is annotated as NADP-dependent oxidoreductase domain-containing protein. The record is from RefSeq and is a predicted model, not a curated record. Lineage: Eukaryota; Fungi; Basidiomycota; Agaricomycetes; Boletales; Suillaceae. The transcript has 9 exons. The coding region runs from base 1 to 822 and encodes 273 amino acids. Gene Ontology annotation, molecular function: oxidoreductase activity, acting on NAD(P)H as acceptor.
AUGCCUUGGGAGUCGAUCAAGCUCAAUUCUGGAUACUACAUUCCAAGCAUCGGAUUCGGUACUUGGAAGACAGGUAACGGCCAAGGACCUAUCGACCAGGUUAAACAAGCUCUAGGAAAUGGAUUCACCCACAUUGACACGGCGCAGGCCUACAAGAAUGAAAAGGAAACCGGUGAUGCUUUGAAAGAGACCGGACUUUCUCGUUCAGAUGUCUAUGUGACAACCAAGUACUCCGGUACAAACGGUCUUGAUAUCCAGACUUCUAUCAAGAACAGUUUGAACAGCCUUGGGAUAUCGGAUGUUGACCUCUAUCUGGUCCAUUCCCCGCGCCUGGCAGUACCUGACAUCCCCACAUGUUGGGCGCAAAUGGAAAAGGUCAAUGAAGAUGGACUUGCUAAGAGCAUUGGUAUCAGCAACUUCGGCGUCCAGCACAUGGAGACUUUGCUGGCAUCUGCGAAAGUCAAGCCUGCGGUCAACCAAAUUCUCCUUCAUCCAUAUGUUUAUCGGCGACAGAAACCUAUUCUCGAGUAUGCUGCGAAGAAUGGAAUUAUUAUCGAGGCAUAUAGCGCGCUGAUUCCCAUCACACAGUUGCCCGGCGGUCCUUUGGACAAACCAUUGAACGAAAUCGCAGCAAAGUUCGGCGCGACGACCGAGCAAAUUCUUAUGGCGUGGACCAAAGCCAAGGGGGCUGUCGUCGUCACCUCGAGUUCAAAGAAGGCACGCCUGCAAGGUUACAUCGAGGCAGGUGAUAUAACUUUGUCUCCAGAGGAUAUUGCUGCUAUCGAUGCUGCGGGAGCUUUGGGUGAGGAAAAGCCAGUGUAA